AUGGCUGCAAAUCAUGUCCCGACAACGUACAAGUUCAUCCGCGUCCCUCGGACGUCCGCGCGCUUCGCAGAACUGGUCACCAAAUUCCGCAUCACACGUCUCGCCGCUCUAGAAACGGACCCAGCCAGCUUCGUCUCCCAACACGCCACCGAGCGCGCCCUACCUCUCGAAAUUUGGACCAAACGCUUUUCUCGCGACGCGACGAUUCUCAUCUGCGUAGCCAGCAACGACACCACCCCCCUCGACGAUGAAACUGCCUUGAUCGAGGGAGAAUGGGCCGGCUUCGCCGCACUGCGCGGCCCGCUGAAAUACGAAGACUACUACUUCUCCCCAGACAUGAACCUUGCCAUCCCCGAGAAUCCACAGACCGAGGCAAGAUGGUAUCUAUACGACCUAUACACAAAACCCUUACACCGAGGACGCGGCCUAGCUAAAAAACUCGUCAACACAUGCACUGAGCUAGCCAUAGAGAGUACCAGAACUCUUCGUUCACUGCCUCUCGAUAACGACGCUUCUUUGCAGAAAGCCCGCAUCUUGCUCUUUAUGAACCCCAAGAAUGCCUGGCUCGUGCGCAUGUAUGAGGGCUUUGGUUUUCGCGGCACGGGCAGGGUGACGAUGACGGAGGGGUUUAGGGCUGGUGCGUUGCAUGAGAGCUUGCCGAGCGAUACGGAGAGUACCGAGGAGUUGAGACGGUUUUGGCAUACCCGCGUUGGGUUGGCGAUGGAGCAGGUGGUGAGUGUUGGUUAG
Messenger RNA from Ascochyta rabiei, 747 nucleotides. RefSeq lists its product as uncharacterized. The record is from RefSeq and is a predicted model, not a curated record. The coding region runs from base 1 to 747 and encodes 248 amino acids. Gene Ontology annotation, molecular function: acyltransferase activity, transferring groups other than amino-acyl groups. The transcript has a single exon. Lineage: Eukaryota; Fungi; Ascomycota; Dothideomycetes; Pleosporales; Didymellaceae.